This is a messenger RNA of Molossus molossus (Pallas's mastiff bat), 2817 nucleotides long. It is a transcript of the gene FMO5, whose product is annotated as flavin containing dimethylaniline monoxygenase 5. Gene Ontology annotation, molecular function: flavin adenine dinucleotide binding; NADP binding; N,N-dimethylaniline monooxygenase activity. NCBI's taxonomy places the organism in Eukaryota, Metazoa, Chordata, Mammalia, Chiroptera, Molossidae. The transcript has 9 exons. The record is from RefSeq and is a predicted model, not a curated record. The coding region runs from base 173 to 1774 and encodes 533 amino acids.
CUUCCCCAUUGGCUGCUGCUGUUGUUUGCCCUUCGUAGUUUUAUAUUUCUUUGAAAACAACCCAAAGCGCUGAGUAGCUUCCAGAUUGAAGCUGAGCGGCCUGGUGCUGUGGGAAAGGGAGUGAAACCGGGACAGAUUGCCUAGACCUAGCCUGUGAAGAUCUCUGGAGACCAUGACCAACAAAAGAAUUGCCGUGAUUGGGGGAGGCGUGAGCGGGCUCACAUCUAUCAAGUGCUGCCUAGAAGAAGGCUUGGAGCCUGUGUGUUUUGAAAGGACUGAUGACAUCGGAGGGCUCUGGAGGUUCCAGGAUAAUCCUGAAGAAGGAAGAGCCAGUAUUUACAAAUCAGUGGUCAUCAACACUUCUAAGGAGAUGAUGUGCUUCAGUGACUAUCUCAUCCCAGAUCAUUUUCCUAACUACAUGCACAACUCCCAGGUCCUGGAAUAUUUCAGGAUGUAUGCCAAAGAAUUUGACCUUCUAAAGUAUAUCCGAUUCAAGACUACUGUGUGCAGUGUGAAAAAGCGGCCUGAUUUCUCCACUUCAGGCCAAUGGGAGGUGGUCACAGAAUCUGAAGGGAAAAAGGAGAUGAAUGUCUUCGAUGGAGUCAUGGUUUGUACUGGCCAUCAUACCGAUGCUCACUUACCCUUGGAAAGCUUCCCUGGAAUUAAGACAUUCAAAGGACAGUACUUCCAUAGCCGAGAUUAUAAGAAUCCAGAGAGUUUCACUGGAAAGAGAGUCAUUAUAAUUGGCAUUGGAAAUUCUGGAGGAGAUUUGGCUGUGGAGAUUAGCCACACAGCCAAGCAGGUUUUCCUCAGCACCAGGAGAGGGUCUUGGAUUGUGAAUCGUGUAUCAGACUAUGGAUAUCCUUUUGAUGUGUUGAUCAAUUCUCGGCUUAAACAUUUUUUGAACAAGUUUUGUAGUCAAUCAUUAGUAAACAAAUAUUUGGAAAUGAGGAUGAACCAAAGGUUUGACCACGAAAUGUAUGGCCUAAAGCCUAAACACAGAGCUCUGAGUCAGCAUCCAACAGUGAAUGAUGACCUGCCAAAUCGUAUCAUUUCUGGCUUGGUGAAGGUGAAAGGAAAUGUGAAGGAAUUCACAGAGACAGCUGCCAUAUUUGAAGAUGGCUCCAGAGAGAAUGACAUCGAUGCUGUUAUCUUUGCCACAGGCUAUACCUUUGCUUUUCCUUUCCUAGAAGAUUCUGUCAAAGUAGUAAAAAACAAGGUAUCCCUGUAUAAAAGGGUCUUUCCUCCUAACUUGGAAAAGCCAACUCUUGCAAUUAUAGGCUUGGUCCAGCCCUUGGGUGCAAUUAUGCCCAUUUCAGAACUCCAGGGUCGCUGGGCCACUCAAGUAUUUAAAGGGCUAAAGACAUUGCCCUCACAAAAUGAAAUGAUGACAGAAAUAAUUAAGGAGAAAGAGAAGAUGCAAAAAAGGUAUGUGGAGAGCCAGCGCCAUACUAUUCAGGGAGACUAUUUCGAUGUGAUGGAAGAGCUUGCUGAUCUGGUGGGUGUCAGGCCCAAUUUGCUGUCUCUGGCCUUCACCGACCCCAAAUUGGCAUUACAGUUAUUGUUGGGACCCUGUACUCCAGUCCAGUAUCGUCUACAGGGUCCUGGAAAGUGGGAUGGAGCUCGAAAAGCUAUCCUCACCACAGAUGAUCGUAUCAGGAAGCCUAUGAUGACAAGAGUAGUUGAAAGCAGCAAUUCCAUGACUUCAACAAUAACAAUAGGCAGGUUUAUGCUGGCCAUUGUUCUCUUUGCUAUAAUUAUGACCUAUUUUUAGCUGUUCCAUUGUCAUUGCCCCAGUUUUCUUUUGGGAGCUGGAUCUAGAGAUGCCUUCAGAAUCUGACAAGAUUGAACAACUCUUAGUUUCACACUGCCCAGAAAUCUACUUGUAAUUCUCUUUCCAAAGCAAUAAUCUUCUUUCCUCUUUUCCCUACAGUGAAAUUCCAGCUUUUCAUUCAUAUUGACUUAUCUUCCUUCUUCUUAUGACCCAUCAUGUUUUCUUUCUGGCAAUCCCUAGACUAUGAGCUCAGAUAAUAUCUUAUUCAUCUCUUUAUAUCCUUACCAGAGUUCUUAACACAUGAUAGAUGCUUAAUAAAUGUUUGUUGUUAUCACAUAUUAUGGUGGGGAACAUAAGUCAGUAUCUGUAUAAGAAAUUGACUUCUGAUGGGAUUUUUUUAUUAGAAGCUCAAUCUUUUGUUUUUAAUAUUGUAAUAAAAUAAUAUUGUAAUAGUACUGUAUUUUUCCUGUGGGAUGAGAGAAGUAAUGGUCUUGUAACAGUUGUAUAUACCUAAGACAUAUACAUAAACAUUUUGUCUCACUAGCUAUUCACUAGUAUAUCUGAUACUUGGCCAUUUCAACUCUUUUCCCCAGCAAAAGGUCUUUAUUAUCUCAAUGAAGAAACUACCUUCAACUUUCUAGGCUCAUGGGUCAUUCUAAUAAUCUAGCAUUUGUCAGAAGACUCAACAUGGUUGAAGAACUUGAGAUUUUAAAUCAGCUGUCCUAUCUUUUUUGAUCUCUUAGUUCUCAUAUUAGAAUCCAACAAGACCUUUACCUUAGGAAAUAUGCUAAGUAGCUGUCUACUGUUGUAGUGUGGCCCACAAAUGUGAUUUUACUUACUCCCCCCCUCCCCGCCCCGCACUCGUGCUUUCUCCCCUCCAAUCCUUCUUACAUAUAAAGUCUAACUAAUAAAUAAAAUUUGUAAAAUAAGUAAAAUUUGAAGAGGUUAUUUUUGUAUUAAAUUAGAAUUGCUAUUAACAUAUAGGGACAUUCAGAGGGAAAGGAGGUGGGCAGGUAGCAAAGAGUAAAAGGGGUCAAAUAUAU